AUUUAGUGCAAUUGAAAAAAUAAAUUAUUUCAUAAGUUGACUUGCUUUCUUCAAGUAAAAGCAUCAAUAUGAUGAACCUGUAUAUAUUUUUAACAAUAAUUGCGUCUACUCAAGCAAUUUCAGGAGGGACGGACACUGACAUCAACCUCUACAAAUCCCAACUAUCGUUGAGAUAUAAAGAUAUCCAUUUUUGUGGCGCGUCUUUGAUAAACCAAAAUUGGGCUCUUACAGCUGCAAGUUGUCUUGACGUUCAUUCUACCGACUUAUCAGUACAAGGGGGUACGACAAAUUUUGCAUCAAAUUCAGGUGUUAAAGUGAAUGUUGAAUCUUUUAUAAUACAUCCAAAUUACCAUAGACAAACUCACGAAGAUGACAUAGCUCUACUUCAUUUUACUACAAGCAUUCAAUUAAAUGAUAAUUUACGUCCAGCAAUGUUGCCUUUUGAAGAUAUUAGUGAUGUUACAGUAAACGCAGAGGUGGCUUUGAUUGGUUGGGGCGCAAUGGAACCAGAUGGGAGCUAUUCCGAUGUAUUACAGAGGGGUGAAGUUUCGGCGGUUUCCAGAAGUGAAUGUUUUCUAGAUUUUCCAAAUAUUACGUUAUAUAUGUUUUGCGCUGGUAUUUCAAACUUAGAACAUAUCAGCGCUUGCGCAGGGGAUUUCGGCGGUCAAGCCAUCGUAGAUAAUUGUUUGAAAGGUAUUAUUCUAUGGUCCGAUUCAUGCGGGAAAAGUCCUACUGUUAUGACUCAAAUAUCUACCUAUAAAAAAUGGAUUUUAAGUGCUAGUAAUAUAACUGAUUAUGAAAUAUGUCCUCUGUCCUAAUAAAAUGAAUCAUUUUUUGGAAUAAAAUCGCAAUAAAUACUUCAAAUUUCGUAUAUACUUAAUUCUUUCAUGAAUCUAUAGCGACCAUAGAUAAAUUAUAAAGCGUAGUUCGAUUUAAUGUUACAGAAAUCGUAGUGACACCGCACCGCUCGGCUAACGUCAUAAAACAAUUUAUAGAUUCUUCUUUUUUAUUUUUUCAACUGCUGUUGAUUCAAUUAUUGUUAAGUCAAUUUUCUAGGUUACGUUCGUUAAUUGACUACAUAAUUACAAAUUUGAAAUGUAGCUUACAAUUUCGGAACUAUAUUAAAUAACUGUUCAAGACAAAUACAUCGAAAAGAAUAUUCAAGGUCGUCUUGCCGGUUAGCUUUGGUAUUUUCACAGCAUAUUCUGGGUGACGUCAAGAUACCGGAGACGAGCUAUCGACUGAUAAUGACGUCAAAGCGUCGGUUGCCGUAGCAACGGCGCUUUUCUCUGGAGUUUUCACUAGAAAUCCAAUCUGACCUAGACUUUGAAAUAACAUUAUCGCGCUGUGAUUGGAAAACGUUAACAUCGCUUGGAAUAAACUUAGGGUGAAAGCUAAUUAAAAGACGUUGAUGGGUUGAUACGUCAUUAUCCCAAAUUUCUAGCGUGUCACUUUCGGAUUAAACAUGUCGUAUGUUAUAUUUUCUGAGAUAAAUUCUGUUUAAUAUAUUGAGAACUCGUUAAAGGGAUAAGUUGACAAUACGAAAACAGCGCUUCUAGCAGCAACAGCAGCUUCGCAAGGGCAAACAUGUGUCUGCGUGACGUCAAUACCGCCGAUGACGUACGCAUCUUCAACAGGUAUUAUCCGUCGCCAUGGCAACCCCCUCGAGCGAUCUAUAACCGAAUACAUCGUUGUCAAAUUUAUUUUUAAUUUUCAACUGUUGAGAAAUAAUUCGAGGAGGUAUUAUUUCUAGAUUUAUAUUGACAGGUGACAGUUUGUUUUAUUUUGAAAUUGGACGUUUUCAUAAUAAAUAAAUUUAAUUGUUUAUUCA
Molecule: messenger RNA, 1831 nt
Organism: Diorhabda sublineata
Lineage: Eukaryota; Metazoa; Arthropoda; Insecta; Coleoptera; Chrysomelidae
Product: trypsin-like
Exons: 2
Coding region: 69-818 (249 amino acids)
Biological process (GO): proteolysis
Molecular function (GO): serine-type endopeptidase activity
Source: RefSeq, a predicted model, not a curated record